Messenger RNA from Candidozyma pseudohaemuli, 900 nucleotides. Its product is annotated as GATA-type transcription factor. Gene Ontology annotation, molecular function: zinc ion binding; sequence-specific DNA binding. The coding region runs from base 1 to 900 and encodes 299 amino acids. Lineage: Eukaryota; Fungi; Ascomycota; Pichiomycetes; Serinales; Metschnikowiaceae. The transcript has a single exon. Gene Ontology annotation, biological process: regulation of DNA-templated transcription. The record is from RefSeq and is a predicted model, not a curated record.
AUGGUUUACGUCGCCGAUUGGGAAAAGUCCUCCUACCACAACUAUCCCCACUUUCCGCCUUAUUGCGUCAGAAGGGAUAUCCAGCCUGUCAGGCUUCCUUCAGUGGCAGAGAUCUUGAUGAAGAUCAAGGAAUACGAGUCUCAUCCACAAGGUCAGCAUAUGCACUGGAGUCCAGCAUCAACACUGCUGUUUGUUUCGGAUAUUUCAAACUCCACAGCAGCAACCACUCCACCUAGGGAAAUGGGAAAGGUACCCAACCACAACAACAUGGCUCAGCCUAUAGCCAGAACCAAUUCCUUUGAGUCUAUCAAGGACACCCUUCUUCCAUCACCAGUUCCCACCAACUUGAACAAUCUUGGAUCACCAACAAGAGUUUCAAGUGGAUCACCCACAAGAGUUUCAAGUGGAUCAAAUAGCGAAAAUUCUCCAAGUGGAAGUUCUCUUGAGUCUUCUCAAAGUGGCAGUUCAACUGGUUCAAUGGGUUCCUCAAGUCCAGCAUCAACAGACCUAAUUAAGAAGCCCGGCAAUUCGCCAAAGUACAACUCAAAACACCAUCUGCCAAAGAAACGCAGACUGUCCAAGAAGAAGUCCAAAUCCAAAGGCAGAGGCAAAAAGCCAAAUACGCAUUGUCACCAGUGUGGAUUGACGUCUACACCAGAAUGGAGAAGAGGACCCACAGGCUGUAGAUCCUUGUGCAAUGCGUGUGGUAUUUACUACAUGAAACUUCUUCGUCGUUUCACUGAAGACCAGGCAAACUCUAUAUUUGUGUUCAAGAAAAACACCAUCACUAUUUCGGAGAGAACGAUUCCCUCUUUUGACCAGAUGACCCAGAUGAGCGGAGAAGUUAAGCAGCAUAAUUGGCUGAUGUUCACCGGGCCUGCCAUAAUAAUAAAUAGCUAA